This is a messenger RNA of Pogoniulus pusillus (Red-fronted tinkerbird), 1947 nucleotides long. It is a transcript of the gene PVALB, whose product is annotated as parvalbumin. Lineage: Eukaryota; Metazoa; Chordata; Aves; Piciformes; Lybiidae. The transcript is spliced from 5 exons. Gene Ontology annotation, cellular component: cytoplasm. Bases 27 to 359 code for a protein of 110 amino acids. The record is from RefSeq and is a predicted model, not a curated record. Gene Ontology annotation, molecular function: calcium ion binding.
ACAACUCUUCCUCCAGACGUUGCAGGAUGGCUAUGACUGACGUGCUCAGCGCUGAGGACAUCAAGAAGGCUGUGGGAGCCUUUUCAGCGGCUGAAUCUUUUAACUACAAGAAGUUUUUCGAGAUGGUAGGAUUGAAAAAGAAGAGCCCAGAAGAUGUGAAGAAGGUUUUCCAUAUUCUUGAUAAAGAUCGAAGUGGCUUCAUUGAAGAGGAAGAACUGAAGUUUGUACUGAAGGGCUUCACCCCAGAUGGAAGAGAUCUAUCAGACAAAGAAACAAAGGCUCUUCUGGCUGCUGGAGAUAAGGACGGUGAUGGUAAAAUUGGCGCUGAUGAAUUUGCAACUCUGGUGGCUGAAUCAUAAAGGCUUUGACCAAUGCAAACCCUUCACCAAUCCUUCACUGCCCAAUUCCAACCACCUCCUGCUGACUGCUUUGGCUCCUGUUCUAUUUAUUUAUGUUAUUUUAUACUCCAGCUCUGUUCUCUGCAAUCCUGCAACUCUGUAAUUGUGCUGAAAGACACUGUUAAAGUAAUAAAGGUCACAUCAAUCUGGGCUUUAUUCUCUCUCACUAGAACUUGUUUCUUAUUUCAUGCAGGCUUGGCACACACUGAGAGAAAAUUUUACUCCUUCUUGCUGACAUUCCUGCUGUUUUAUCCCUAGCUAGGUUAAAGUGGGAAGAAAUAAGUAAAAAAAAAAACCCAGGAAUUUAAAAAUCUGGGAUAAAACAUGCAUAUAAUAAGUCUUUCAGUCCAAGUUCUGAACUGUGGCAAAACAGACUGAAUUAUUUUUAAGCCAUCCUUGCUAAAUGGAUGCAUACUCAUAGCCUGGAAAAUCUCUUCUGAAGGCAAUUACCCAACUUCAUUUGGCAGUUGGCUCUUUUGACUUAAUCAGUCCUAUAGCUAAACCAGUACUUCCUAAUAUUUAACCUACAGCUCCCCUGCUGCAUUUUUGUGAUCAGUAAAUCAAUCCUUGUCUGGUUUUGUGUUUAAUAAAUAGUUUGCCAGGAAUAUCAGCUGGUGCCAAGCAUGCAUGGGAAUAACUUUGUAAACUAUUACAAAAGGGGUCACUUCUGAAACACAGGAUAUGUUUGCUAGCAAUGUUACACAACUAUCUAGAACAGGAAGAAUGGAAUACACACAAGAAACAACAGCAUGAAUUUUAGGAAGGGGGACACCAAGGUUCAGGUGUUGACAGAUGCUGCUGUUGACAUUCCCACUGUUAAAACAGUAAAUAUAGAUAUAUAGAUAUAUCCUUUCUUCUAGAAUUCACCAGGGAAGUGAAUCAUUAUUUUGAGUUACAUAUGGGCAUUUGAGACUGAAGCUAAGGAAAUGCCUAGCCAGCAAGAAACCUAUGGCAGAGCCAAGAGCUACACACUUGUAUCUCAGAUCCUAUUCAGUAACUUUGGCACCAAGAUCAUGCUUUCUGGUUGGGGUUUAGUUUUGAUUUUGGCUUGGGUUUUUUUAGUAAGGAUUAAAAGGCAAGAAGGGGAGGGGGAAAUCCUUUUAGGCAGCAUCUUCCCCACAUCUUGACAGAACAUUGAUUACUACUGCAAUAAAUAGGAAGCACAUCUGGAUUCCAACCUAUUCCCUGCAGCAAUAGUCCCUUGUUCCAUUCAGAUUUACUAUCACUGAUUCAGUAGACACCAGAAGAUAAGGCUGCAGCUCUGUCACCAUCACAUUGUACAGAAUACCAUUCUCUGCCACAGCUAUUACCCGUUGCUGCUCGGGAAGCCAAUAAACACUCCCCUAAAGCUAUUCCAGAUUUUCACUCUGUAGUAACUCACGAGGAAGGUUUCUUGGGGUUUUGUUGCUUUGCCUUUUUUUUUCCCCUUCUUUCCCUGCUGUGCGCUGAAAAGAACUCCUUUGGUUUUGCACACUGUAUAUACGGAUCUGAAGAAUGUAUUGAUUUUUAAGUACUCUAAAUAAAGCAAACGGAACCGGAUGGCAACGAA